AUGGCUAGCACUGAAGAAGAAAAUAUGACCCAAAUUUCAGAAUUUAUCCUUUUGGGUUUUGGGGAUCUCCAUGGUCUUCAAUAUCUUCUUUUUGGGAUAUUUUUGACCACAUAUGUGGUGACUCUUAUGGGCAACAUUAUAAUCCUAACUGUGGUUUUGGCUGAUCAUUCCCUUCAUACUCCCAUGUAUUUCUUUCUCGGUCACUUCUCCUUCCUAGAGAUUGGCUAUACUACUACUAUUGAGCCCAUGAUGCUGAGAACAUUGCUAUCAGCUCAUGUGCCUAUUUCUUUCCCAGACUGUGCUAACCAGUUUUAUUUUUUUGCUGCCCUGGUAGCUACAGAAUGCUUCUUACUGGCUGUAAUGUCCUAUGAUCGUUUCAUAGCCAUCUGUAACCCAUUGUAUUAUUCCAGAAUUAUGGACCACUGGCGUUGCUUCCAGCUAGCUGGUGCCUGUUGGGUGGCUGGAUUUCUGGCACCCAUCCUUCUCAUGGUCCUUAUUUUUCAGCUAACAUUCUGUGCUGCCAAUGAGAUUGACCACUUCUUUUGUGAUUUGAAACCCAUCAUGAAACUGGCCUGCACUGAUACUCAAGUAGCUGAGAUGACCUCUUUUAUAUGCACCUCUUUAUUUGCCCUCGGCCCCUUUCUGCUAACUCUGGCUUCUUAUACUCACAUCAUCUCCACCAUUCUAAAGAUUCCUUCCAUCAAAGGCAAGCAGAGAGCCUUCUCCACCUGUUCCUCCCAUCUGACAGUGGUUGGUCUGUAUUAUGGGACCCUGGGCAUUGUCUAUGGCUUCCCAUCAGGACAUCAGAGUGAAUAUUUAUUGAAGUUGCUUUCCCUUCUGUACACAGUGCUUACCCCUGCCCUUAACCCUAUUAUUUACACUUUAAGGAACAGGGAUGUAAAGGUAGCUCUGAGAAAACUGGUAUAA
This is a messenger RNA of Sus scrofa (pig), 927 nucleotides long. NCBI's taxonomy places the organism in Eukaryota, Metazoa, Chordata, Mammalia, Artiodactyla, Suidae. The record is from RefSeq and is a predicted model, not a curated record.